AUGCUCUCUACAACCGAGUUGUUGGUUUCUCGACCCCCCAUCACUCUAUCGUACUCUGUACCACCAAGUCGGUCUUGCUUCUCAUUCAAAUCACCCAAUUCCUCCAUUUGUAUGGACACUUCCACCAGGAUACUACCUUCGCCAAGCCUAUCCUUGAACUGCCUCAGCUCAGAACUUAUCGCCCUCAUUUUCGAACAGCUUCGGGAUCUAGAUUCGCAUGCCCUCACGUCUGUGCGUCUAGUUUCAAAGCGGCUCGACGCCAUCGCUGCACCUAUCGCAUACCGAUUUCUGACCCUGAAUGAGGCUCUUGUCGCACCAGAUGCUGAGAGAAGACAUCCUGAUGUAUUCCGCCAUAUCUCCAAUCUCACGAACCAUGUCAUAAUACCGAGCAAUUUGAACUCCACCGGUAUCAACAGCUUAUUAUCCUGCAUCAAGCGAUUGAAGUCUGUCCGAUGGCGAUAUGUGGAUGGCGACGUCCCUGUCACAGGACUAUGGCUGCCUUCAUGUCUUCGCCGUUUACACAACUGUGAUCCGAAUAGUACGCAGCUACAUAUCGAAAAUCUUCCUCUACGACGAGAAUACGAGAACAAUUUGUUGGAAACAUUCAUUCGAUCAAUUCCUGCCGAGCUAUUGACAUCAUUGAAGCUUGCCAACUCAACCCCGGUCCUGUCAACUCGGCUGAACUCGCUGAAGCAACUCGUGGUUCAAGCUCGGCAACUCGCCACAUUGUGCUACGAAGAUCGUGGCCAAGGCACAUGCUUCAACUUCUCUCCCGGAGAAAAAUUAUCACCAAUCAACAACUUAUUGUUACGAUCGUAUGACUGGCAGCACACAGCUGAGGACGUCGCAGAACAUUGGGACUUCUCUGGGAUACAAUCCCUUGAAUUGAUCUCGGUGCCUAUUUUCAAUUUUCUAAAGUCAGUAUGCCUCCAAGACUUUUCUGGGCUUCAUACUCUGCAUGCGGAGGAUUACAGCGCCCAUUUAUCGGAUAAGAGAGAAGACGCCACCGUUGCUUUGAACGUGUUGAUAAAGGACCACAUCAAAGCACUUGAGGUGUUAAAUAUUACUUGCCAUACCCAAUUGUUUCAGCUGGAUGCCAUCGCAGCACACCGGAAUUCGUUACAAGUUUUGCGAUUCAGAGAUCAUGUCGGGUUUUCUGAAGACGAUCAAAGAUGUCCAACACUCCCUCCAAGUGGUCUGGCUGGUCUUGGUCAGCAGCUGAAGUUCGUUCACACACUCGAGCUCGACCUGGACACACGGCUAUGCGACCCCUUCACCUUUCUCCGAGCUGUGUGUGCCUUUCCAGCAGUGCACACGCUCACACUACAUGUUCAGACCAUGAUUCAACCUUUGGACGAGGUGGCUCCAGGAAUUGAUCGGGAUUACGAGGCGGCGAUGAAAACAUUCCAGCUCCUCGUACAAGAAAAGCAACGAUUAGGUGUUUGUACUCCCUGGAAGCACAUUGCCGUCAAUGUGGGGGGUUGGAAGCGAGUGAUGAUCCGCAGGCUGGGCGGUAUAUGGCGACGAAGAAAUAACAUGGGUAUAUACGCUGAGAGGUGCUUUGUCCUCGAGCGAGAUACACAGAGUGGAAGAAUAGCGGUUCAUGAGGAGGUUUGUGCUGAGCCCACGAGUCAUGGAGGGAGCCCAAGCCCCUGA
Messenger RNA from Fusarium pseudograminearum CS3096, 1656 nucleotides. RefSeq lists its product as uncharacterized. The record is from RefSeq and is a predicted model, not a curated record. Lineage: Eukaryota; Fungi; Ascomycota; Sordariomycetes; Hypocreales; Nectriaceae. The transcript is spliced from 3 exons. The coding region runs from base 1 to 1656 and encodes 551 amino acids.